Messenger RNA from Tinamus guttatus (white-throated tinamou), 262 nucleotides. The record is from RefSeq and is a predicted model, not a curated record. NCBI's taxonomy places the organism in Eukaryota, Metazoa, Chordata, Aves, Tinamiformes, Tinamidae.
UCUUCCUGCAAAGAGAACCCCUUCAACCGGAAGCCGUCGCCUGCCGCCUCUCCCUCUGCAAAGAAACCCCCCAAGGGCUCCAAGCCAGUGCGGCCUCCUGCCCCGGGUCACGGUUUCCCACUGAUCAAACGCAAGGUGCAAACAGAUCAGUACAUCCCUGAGGAAGACAUCUAUGGGGAGAUGGAUGCCAUUGAACAUCAGCUCGACCAGCUGGAGCACCGUGGCGUGGCCUUGGAGGAGAAGCUUCGCAGUGCUGAGAACG